Messenger RNA from Rhinopithecus roxellana (golden snub-nosed monkey), 995 nucleotides. It is a transcript of the gene ISCA2, whose product is annotated as iron-sulfur cluster assembly 2. The transcript has 4 exons. Gene Ontology annotation, molecular function: 4 iron, 4 sulfur cluster binding; iron ion binding; 2 iron, 2 sulfur cluster binding. Gene Ontology annotation, biological process: iron-sulfur cluster assembly. Bases 50 to 514 code for a protein of 154 amino acids. Gene Ontology annotation, cellular component: mitochondrion. Lineage: Eukaryota; Metazoa; Chordata; Mammalia; Primates; Cercopithecidae. The record is from RefSeq and is a predicted model, not a curated record.
UCCGGGUGAGAAACGGGGGAGACGCGCGGGGCGGAGCUUGUGGAGGAAGAUGGCUGCCGCCCGGGGGUUGUCCCUAACGGCUGCGACGCAGAGAGCGGUCACUCCCUGGCCGAGGGGCAGGCUCCUCGCGGCCUCCCUGGGACUCCAGGCGCGUCGGGAAGCGUCGUCCUCCAGCCCCGAGGCCGGCGAAGGGCAGAUCCGCCUCACGGACAGCUGCGUCCAGAGGCUUCUGGAAAUCACCGAGGGGUCAGAGUUCCUCAGGCUGCAGGUGGAGGGAGGUGGAUGCUCCGGAUUCCAAUACAAAUUUUCACUGGAUACAGUUAUCAACCCCGACGACAGGGUAUUUGAACAGGGUGGGGCAAGAGUGGUGGUUGACUCUGAUAGCUUGGCCUUCGUGAAAGGGGCCCAGGUGGACUUCAGCCAAGAACUGAUCCGAAGCUCAUUUCAAGUGUUGAACAAUCCUCAAGCACAGCAAGGCUGCUCCUGUGGGUCUUCCUUCUCUAUCAAACUUUGAUGCGAUGACUGGUGACUCUGAGAUUGUCACUAGUUGUACCAAUUUGAAGAACCUGGAAUUAGUAGAAUUCUAGAGGUUUCCUUCUAAUCAUGUCCCUCUCAAUGUUAUUUCCCACAGUCCAGGAGUGUUGUGUUUUGCCACUACACCAUUAUUUUCAGAACGUGAAGAUUUUACUCUUGGCUUAAUUUUUCCUUCCAACUCCCCUCAGUGCUAAGGCUGAGCCUCCAGAUGCUGUUACCUCAGAUUUAAUCACUGGUUGAAACUCCGUAUAAUCUGUAGAGCUUCCAUGGCUCUCAAAUUUGGAAUUAACUUCUCUGGCCUUAAGACUGCUUGUAUAUAUGUGGAUAGCUAUGUAUAAAAGCUUCAUUUUAAAGAAAGUUCUUACUGUGUUGUGGAUCAGGGUCACAGGUUGGGUAGCUUGGACACCGUUAUUAGAGGAUGAGAAAAGUAAAUGGAAUGUUCUGUUUUUCAUUUCACCCUG